AUGGCAACUGGAUUGGGGUAUGGGGUGAUUAGUGAAGUGUCCUACAAAGUACCUUAUAAGUGGCAACAAUUUAAAGAAGUAAAGUGUGAUUUAGAUGUGUUUAGGAUGUUUUAUGACCACGAAGCUCAUGGAAAAAUGUCUGUUGUGAAAUUAUACAUUGUUGCACCUUUAUUGAAUGGGGCAGAGAAUGAGGUCAACUCAUAUGUUGAUUUAGGGUGGGAUUAUCUAAUGAGUGAUACCCAACUCAUUGCUCCUGUGUCAAGUGAUUUGGCGUUUACAAGCGACCUCGUCAAAUCUGAUGAUGAAUGUGUUGAUAGUGGUUAUAUGCACCAGGAUUACAUUGUUUCAAGGGAUUUUGGAGAAAAAGAACCGGAAUUAGGCAUAAAAUUUGGGUCAGCUGCUGAUUUUAGGUUGGCACUUAGGGAAAAUGCAUUGAAAAACAAGUUUGAUAUAAUGUUCACAAGGAAUGAUGGAGAUAGGGUAACUGCAGUGUGCAAGGCCUCAUCAACCUUCUUAGCAAACAAAUAUUGUGAACAACUAAGAUUGAACCCUAAGAUACCUGUGGGAACACUUAAGAGCACCAUUGCAUCUGAAAUGAACAUUAAUGUGUCCACAUAUAAAGUUUAUAGGGCUAAAAGAAAGGCAUUAGAAAUGAUUGAGGGGAAUGAUGCUGAGCAGUAUGGUAAAAUAAGGGAUUACUAUAGCUUGAUAUUGAGAACCACCUUGGCAGUGCCAUUAAUUAUUUUAGAUGGAUAUUUCCUAAAGGGUCCUUAUGGUGGUCAUCUACUGAGUGCAGUGUCCAUGGAUGGGAAUGGUCAAAUGUUUCCAGUUGCAAUUGCAGUGGUAGAAUCUGAGAUAAGAGAUUCUAAGAAAUGGUUUAUGCGAGAGUUGAUGGAUGCUGUAGGGCCAUACAAUGAUAUAACCUUCAUGUCUAAUAGGCAAAAGAAUAGGUAG
Cornus florida is the source of this 954-nucleotide messenger RNA. RefSeq lists its product as uncharacterized. The coding region runs from base 1 to 954 and encodes 317 amino acids. The transcript is spliced from 5 exons. The record is from RefSeq and is a predicted model, not a curated record. NCBI's taxonomy places the organism in Eukaryota, Viridiplantae, Streptophyta, Magnoliopsida, Cornales, Cornaceae.